Malaclemys terrapin pileata is the source of this 1979-nucleotide messenger RNA. RefSeq names its product zinc finger and SCAN domain-containing protein 29-like. Lineage: Eukaryota; Metazoa; Chordata; Testudines; Emydidae. The record is from RefSeq and is a predicted model, not a curated record. The coding region runs from base 869 to 1510 and encodes 213 amino acids. The transcript is spliced from 2 exons.
GGUCCUUUACUGGUGGAUAGUGUCAAUACCCCCUUUAGGGAUGGCUAGCUCUCAAUUGCUUUUACUGUAGUUUAAAGGAAGCAUGUCCUUGGCUUCUGCUCCUAAAUGCGUCUCUUGAUACUGAUAGUCUAUGCAACUAUCAACCAGUAGCUAAUUUUCUACUUUUUGGUCAGGAUUAUGGAACAUGUUAUGGUGAGUACUCAGAGUAGCUGGAUGCUUCCAGCUUUCUUGACCCUUAUCAAUAGGAAUUCUGACAUUAUCAGAUCUAUCAGCUGUCUUCAAUACUGGCUUAUGAAAGGUGGCUGACACAUCCAUAGUCCAUGGAAAUAGUAGAUUGGGCUACACUAUAGGGGCAUCACUCCUGAGAUAUCCCAAAGGUUAUUGUUGGGCAAUCACACUUCUGCCCCAAGGGCUGUCAUGUGGAGUGCCAUAAGAAUCUCCUUUGCCACCAUAUUAUUAAAUGCAAUUGCUCCCUUCUUGUUCAGGGCAGUAGUGAAGUACACUAAGGCCUGGUCUACACUAAGAGUUUAGGUCAACUUUAACAGCGUUAAAUCGAAUUAACCCUGCACCCAUCCACACAACAAAGCCAUUUUUGUCGACAUAAAGGGCUCUUAAAAUCGAUUUCUGUACUCCUCCCCGACGAGGGGAGUAGCGCUGAAAUCGACAUUGCCAGUUCGAAUUAGGCUUAGUGUGGAUGCAAUUAGACGGUAUUGGCCUCUGGGAGCUAUCCCACAGUGCACCAUUGUGACUGCUCUGGACAGCAAUCUGAACUUGGAUGCACUGGCCAGGUAGACAGGAAAAGCCCCGCAAACUUUUGAAUUUCCUUUCCUGUUUGCCCAGCGUGGAGAGCUGAUCAGCACAGGUGACAAUGCAGAGCUCAUCAGCACAGGUGACCAUGCAGUCCCAGAAUCGAAAAAGAGCUCCAGCAUGGACCGUACGGGAGGUACUGGAUCUGAUCACUGUAUGGGGAGAUGAAUCUGUGCUAUCAGAACUCCGUUCCAAAAGACGGAAUGCCAAAACAUUUGAAAAAAUCUCCAAGGCCAUGAGGGACAGAGGCCACAACAGGGACUCAACACAGUGCCGCGUGAAAUUUAAGGAGCUGAGACAAGCGUACCAGAAAGCCAAAGAAUCAAACGGACGCUCCGGGACAGAGCCCCAGACAUGCUGCUUCUAUGCUGAGCUGCAGGCAAUUCUAGGGGAGGCCACCACCACUACCCCACCCUUGGCCGUGGACUCCGAUGAUGGAGUACUCUCAGUUGCCAUGUCUAAGGAUUUUGCAGGCGGGGAAGAUGAGGAGGAGGAGGAGGAGGAGGUUGAGGAGAGCACACAGCACACCAUUCUCCCCGACAGCCAGGAUCUUUUUCUCACCCUGACUGAAAUACCCUCCCAAGGUGGUAUUCCAGACCAUGAAGCUGUAGAAGGGACCUCUGCUGCAAAUGUUUCAAGCCUCCCUCCUCCGUCCCAAAGGCUAUCUCAGAUAAGGCGGCAAAAAAACACGCACAUGCGAUGAAAUGUUCUCUGAGCUCAUGCAGGCUGUCCCGCACUGAAAGAGCUCAGCAGAAAGUGUGGAGGGACGCAAUAGCACAGAACAGGAAAGCGGCCAGUGAACGUGAGGAGAGGUGGCGGCAGGAAGAUCAGAGGAGGCAGGAUGCAACGCUGGGGCUACUGCGGGAACAAACGGACAUGAUCCCGCGUCUGGUGGAGGUUCAGGAAUGUCAGCUGGAGAGACUGCCACUGCAACCCCUGUUUAACCACCCUCCCUCCUCCCCAAGUUCCAUGGCUGCCUCCUCACCCAGAUGCCCAAGAACGUGGGGGCGGAGGCUCUGGGCACCCAACCACUCCACCCCAGUGGACAGAAGGUUGUCAUUCAACAAGUAUUGAAGUGGCCUUUUCCUUUCCUCCUCCCCCACCCCACCCGGGCUACCUUGUGAGGUAUCUCCCUAUUUUUAUAAUCAAUUAAUAAAGAAUACAUGUUUUUU